AUGGCCUUUCUCUGGCUCCUCUCCUGCUUCGCCCUCGUGGGGGCCACCUUUGGCUGUGGAGUCCCUGCCAUCCAACCUGUACUGAGUGGCCUGUCCAGGAUUGUCAAUGGUGAGGAUGCAAUCCCUGGCUCCUGGCCCUGGCAGGUGUCCCUGCAGGACAGCACCGGCUCCCACUUCUGCGGGGGCUCCCUCAUCAAUGAGAACUGGGUGGUCACUGCUGCCCACUGUGGGGUCAGCACCUCCCACCUUGUCGUGGCCGGCGAGUAUGACCAGGGUUCAGACGCCGAGAACAUCCAGGUCCUGAAUAUUGCUAAGGUCUUCAAGAACCCCAAGUUCAGCAUGCUCACCAUCCGCAACGACAUCACCCUGCUGAAGCUGGCCAGGCCCGCCCGCUUCUCCCUAACCGUGUCCGAAGUCUGCCUGCCCAACGCUGAGGACGACUUCCCUGCUGGCUCCCUCUGCGUCACCACGGGCUGGGGCAAAACCAAGUACAGUGCCAUCAAGAUCCCUGAGAAACUGCAGCAGGCAACCCUGCCCCUCCUGUCCAACACCGACUGCAAGAAGUACUGGGGCAGCAAGAUCACCGACGUGAUGGUCUGCGCCGGGGCCAGCGGCGUCUCCUCCUGCAUGGGCGACUCUGGUGGCCCCCUGGUAUGCCAGAAGAAUGGAGCCUGGACCCUGGUGGGCAUCGUGUCCUGGGGCAGCAGCACCUGCUCCACCUCCACACCUGCCGUGUAUGCCCGUGUCACUGAGCUUGUGGCCUGGGUUCAGAAGACCCUGGAUGCCAACUGA
This is a messenger RNA of Trichechus manatus latirostris (Florida manatee), 792 nucleotides long. Its product is annotated as chymotrypsinogen B. Lineage: Eukaryota; Metazoa; Chordata; Mammalia; Sirenia; Trichechidae. Bases 1 to 792 code for a protein of 263 amino acids. Gene Ontology annotation, molecular function: serine-type endopeptidase activity. The record is from RefSeq and is a predicted model, not a curated record. The transcript is spliced from 7 exons. Gene Ontology annotation, biological process: proteolysis.